Molecule: messenger RNA, 438 nt
Organism: Aspergillus chevalieri
Lineage: Eukaryota; Fungi; Ascomycota; Eurotiomycetes; Eurotiales; Aspergillaceae
Exons: 3
Coding region: 1-438 (145 amino acids)
Source: RefSeq, a predicted model, not a curated record
AUGUCCUACGAAAUCAUCUCCAACCCCUCCGUCUCCCCCCAAACAACCUCCCGCAUCCUCUCCUUCCUCUCCGCCUUCUACCAGACCAGUGACACCGAGUCCGCACACGACAGAUACGUCUCCUCGUUCACCGACGAUGCGACUCUGAUUAUGGGCUCGAAGAAGGCUGUUGGACGUGACGAGAUUCGAACGCUCCGCCACGGCCUCUGGACACACGUUGCGUCGCGGAAACACGCGCCUACGAAGGUGUUUUUCGGGGGCGAGGAUGAGGUUAUGUUGUAUGGGACGGUGCAGUAUGUGCUGCGGGCUGAUGCGGAGAAGAAUGAGGUUGAGGUGCCGUGGGCGGGGAGAGUUGUUUUUGCAAUUGACGGGGAAGAGGUGAGGAUGAAGUUUUAUCAGGUUUAUUUGGAUCCUUCGGCGCAAUCGGGGAAGAAAUAA